AUGUUGUCAUCAAUCAAACGAAUCGUUUGUAAAACUUCUCGUCUUCCUGUUCCUAGCGUAUCCAUUUUUACUUCUUGUCGCGCUCCUUUUCUGGUGACCACAAGAAAGAAUUCUUCUGCUGGUCCUUCUACGACACGUCUUAAUGCCCAAUCCAAUUUUUUUGAUGUUCUACAAGAUUCUAUGGAACAUGAUUCUAGUUUGCCAUCCUUUAUGGUUGGUUAUAAGAAUGGAUUUUUACCGAGACAGAUUUGCCAAUUAUAUGAUGUUAAUACUAUUACGGAUCAAAGACUUUUAUCUGCGUUAUUUCGAGAUUACACAUUCUUGUCUUCCGCCUAUUUGCUUGAACCAUGCGAUAUCAUGUUCAAAGAGAAAAAAGACUAUGGAUUAGGUCGCCAACUAUUACCAAAAAAUAUCGCAAUACCAUUGAAUAACGUUUCAAAAAAACUUCAUGCUUAUCCGUUCAUGGAAUAUGCUCUUUCAUACAGUUUAUACAAUUAUCAGCGCGUGGAUCCAUCUUUACCCAUCACUUAUCCUAAUUUGAACCUUGUUCGCGCCUUCGCUGGUACACCUUCCGAGCAUGGUUUUAUCCUUGUUCACGUAUCAAUGGUUGCUUAUAGUGGAAAUUUGGUUCGAUGGACAAUGGAAACGCUCAAUUCAGUAGAACAACAAGAUCGUUUUAAAUCCAAUAAUGCUCUUAAAAAUUUAAAUGAGACUAUGUUUUCAAUUAAUCAAGAAAUGGAAACCAUGUGGAAAAGAUCAAAUCCAGACGAUUAUUUAAAAUUUCGCACUUUUAUAAUGGGUUCCAAAAAUCAACCAAUGUUCCCAAAUGGUGUUAUUUAUGAAGGUGUAAGCGAUGCACCAUUAUUUUAUCGAGGAGAAUCUGGUGCAAAUGAUUCUAUGAUUCCAUGCAUGGAUAAUUUAUUACAACUAACAGCAAAAAUGCCUAAUAAUCCUUUAACCGAAGUUCUAAAAGAUUUUCGAAAAUAUCGUCCUACAAACCAUAAAGAGUUUUUAAAUUAUGUUCAACAUCGUGCCGAAGAAGUUAAUGUUAGAGAAUAUGCCAUUCAGGAUGCAAAUAGUACAACACUAUAUUUGGCAAAUAUGGACCAAAUUCGUGCAUUUCGUAAUCGACAUUGGAAUUUCACCAAAGAAUAUGUUAUUAAAAAUACUGUACAUCCUGUCGCUACAGGAGGUUCACCAAUCGUAACAUGGCUCCCCAAUCAACUAAAUACUAUUCUUGAACAAAUGAUACAAGUUGGUCAAGCAAUCGAUUAUUCUCAAUUAACUUCUGAAAACAGGAUUAAACUUGAUGAAAUUUUGAAUAGAGCUAUUACACAAGAACGCGUUUUAAAACGUGAGGUUGAAUUUUUAAAAGAUUUAUUUGGGGAGAGUCAAAAUAAA
Messenger RNA from Cetraspora pellucida, 1401 nucleotides. The record is from the annotation of a GenBank genome assembly. NCBI's taxonomy places the organism in Eukaryota, Fungi, Glomeromycota, Glomeromycetes, Diversisporales, Gigasporaceae.